Messenger RNA from Paramuricea clavata, 5531 nucleotides. The record is from the annotation of a GenBank genome assembly. NCBI's taxonomy places the organism in Eukaryota, Metazoa, Cnidaria, Anthozoa, Malacalcyonacea, Plexauridae.
AUGCCAGUAAUAAAAUGGACAAACACAGCUUUAAGUAAUUUGGAAAUUGGAAACAUCCUUUUAAUGCCACAACCUCUGCAACAUAUAUGCACUUCUACACCUAUGGACAUUGCACACAAUGCAACCUUUUUGGUCAACACAAGUAUGUUAAAAAAUAAGGAAGACAUAAAGUUUGAUGAUAUGGGCAGUUGGAAGAACAAUGGAAAGCAUUGCACAACAUUGUCAUUAUCAGAUGAUGGUUUGCAUAUAUUGGAUAAAGAAGAAUUACAAUCAUCCAGUGACCUUGAUGAUGAUACCCCUGCCUGUGUAGAGCUUUGUAAAAUCUAUUACCAGAACAAAUCAAGUCCCUCUGUUGUCAAGACAAUUUCCUGGAUUGAAGGUAUGUAAGUAUUGCCUAGACAUUUAUUUCACUAUGAGUACGUAUUACAUGUAAUUUAUUUUCAGAGCCUACUGUACUGUAGCGAAAUACUAAAGUACUAAUUCACUAGCUAGCUCACUCGUUACCACAUUAAUUCAAAUUGAAAAAAUGAACUUUUGGCCAGGCCAGGUAGAGCAUAGGCUGAAUGCAUGAGGUUUAAAAAUUAAAAUACACGAGUUUUUGUAAUCCUCAUCGCCAGGGCCACUCGAUGGUCGAUGGGAGUUUCUGCUUUUUCUUGCUUUGAUGCCAGAAGUCAGCAAGACAUUGAAAGAAAUGUCUAAUUUUGUUGCUAUAUGUAACAAAUUCAUUCCCAUGUCCAUUGCACGGAUUUUAUUAUAUGCAUGGCUUAAAAUUUGUUACCAAUAAGAUAACAUGAUAUAAAUCGCUUGCAUGAAAGUUAUGCACACAAAUGAGGCACCCAUGCAUAGAUUACUUGAACGAAUUUGUUAACAUAGCAACACAAUUAGGCAUGUCUUUCAAUAUGUUCCAUAUCCUACUAUAUGUGUACAAAAUUUAAUUUUAAUUGAAUGAGUAGUGACUGAGCAAUGACCAGUUCAUUGCAAUAUUGAAAAAACCAACAAUCAAUCAUAUGACGUCAUAAUUUAUGCUGAAUCAGCAAUUUAUUUGCCAAAUGUCCUUUAACUCUUUAUCGACAAGCGACAUUUUGACGAUUUUACAACUCAAUUGUUUAUAACAUAAAUAUCUCAGCGCGUAUUCACCCCCCUUUAAAACAAAGAAUACCAUUGAAAUUCUAAUAAAAUAACCUUUGCAACGGGGGGUCGAAUGCCGUCAAAGCAUUACACAAACCGAAACAAUCAUAUAUUUACUCACCGCUUGGCCAAAAUUUCGGAAUUUCGUUUCCACAAUAGCGUAAAUAACUUAUGAAUUCUUCAGAGUUCGGCUCAAAUCAAUAUGAGUGAAAUAUGUGCUGUAUUCAAGCGCUUUUAUAUCCAGAAUUUCACUUGAAUACAGCCAGUAGAAAUGUUUAUUUUGAGUUUUUAAAAAUAUUGGGUUUUUCUUGGUUUUUCUCGCACGUGCCUGCCACACGCUAAAAUUGGCGAAUAAGAAGUACCCGUAGCCCGAUGCACGUGCAAAUCAUGCUGCAGAUGUAAUUUGACCUUUAGAAUUUAAAUGAAACACCGAUGUUUUGCGAAUUUAAAUCGCAUUUCCGGUCAAAAAAUAUCCCGCUGAGUUCGCUAAUAUCACAACAGAUCGAAAUAUCAAAAUAAAAGACGAAGAACUGAGGCUACAAGCCUCAAAAUAACACUGUAAAUAGUGUUUUUGAUUGUGAAUCGAACAAGACUACAACAAAAAAUACAUGUUUGAAGGGGCCGAAGUUGUGUCUGGCAAAAGGUAUGGCUUUAGUGAUAAAUUGUUUACAUUUUUCGAACAAAUAUGUAAUUUGUUGAAAUAUGAUAUGUCUUGACCCUUCAAAGGUCAUAAAUCGCUAUAAUGUUUGUCUUUGACUAAAACUAUCAUUAUGAAUCAGGAAAUAUUAUUUCGCUGAAUUGAAUGGUGGUAUUUUCAUCUACGUAGCAUGUACUGAACCGAAGAUAUGAACCUCCAAAAUACUAUUGCAGUUCUGCAAAAUCGCAUUUCCGGUCAAAAUCGAAAUAAAAGACGAAAAUCCGAGGCUACAAGCCUCAAAAUAACACUGUAAAUAGUGUUUUUGAUUGUGAAUCAAACAAGACUACAAUGAAAAACACAUGUUCGAAGGGGCCAAAGUUGUGUCCAGCGAAAGGCAUGGUUUUAGUGCUACAUUGUUUACAUUUUUAGAACAAAUAUGUAAUUUGUUGAAAUAUGAUACCUCUCGACCCUUCAAAGGUCAUAAAUCGCUAUAAAAUUUGUGUUUGACUAAAACUAUCACUAGGAAUCAGGAGAUAUUAUUUUGCUGAAUCGAAUGGUGGUAUUUUCAUCUACGUAGCAUGUACUGAACCGAAGAUAUGAACCUCCAAAAUACUAUUGCAGAUCUGCAAUAGUUUUCACAGGGCCGGUCGAAAAGGAGUUAAGACAGGUUUCACCGCUAAAGGCGAGGGCUUCUUAUUGUUUUGAAAUCGUAUUGUUAUCUACUUUUCACUUACCCACGACCUUUCCAAUAUAGUUACUAUUAAUAUGGCAUGGUAUUUAAACUUCAUCGUAAUGCUAUAUUAAUGAGCGGUGUGUCAUGCAGUUAGCGUAAUACAGCUUGAUGUUUUUGUCAAAUUAUUGGGUACUAUAGUGAAAUUAAAAUCAGUUUAACGACGUUAACUUUCAACGACAGGGUAAAUAUUCUUGAGCAAACUACCGUUGACUUGCCGUCGCGAAUGCCUUUCACUUACAGGAGUUCUAUAUAUAGUCGUGUUUCCUAUUUAUUGGACAGCUUAAGCUUCACAUUGACGCGUCGCAUGAUAAAAAGCAGUUACAAAGACCAUACGAAGAAUUUACACUACUUAAUAAAUUUAUUUAUGUUUUAAACUAGAGCGAAAAAUAACUCCCUAAUGCAAUUAACCUCUUAACGAUCACAAUAACGGUCACAAACAUUUCCGUAUAAGUGUGAGCAUGUACAAUAAUUACAUUCCAUAUUUUGUGUGCUCUGUAGAUAAGUAUGGAAAGCAUGAUAUGUCCCUGGUUCAAUAUCUGUUCAAGAAAGGGGAGCAUGAUGUCGUGCCCGUUAGCCAUGGCAACAACAAGAGAAAAGAUUCACAAGCCUUUAUUCCAACUAAGAAAUCUACAAAGGAGAUAUUUCAAACCUCUUGUGAGAAACUGCCUCCCAAAAAAGCAUAUCAUCAUGUAUUAGAAUCAUCUGGUGGCAUAAAGCAUGCAAGAGCUGCUAGUGAUCUACCACGAAACUUGGAUCAGGCUUCAUAUUUUCGACGUGGAAAAGCAACUAGUGAUGACAACGCAAACGACUCUAUAUUGAUUGUUCUACAACAGUGCAAAAGACAGCACAUUAACACUCCCCAAGCAGCAUUCAUUCGUGAGGUGGUUGCUUCCCCAGACCUAAGAUGUGUGCUUGCAAGCAACAGGCAGCUAAAUGAUUUAGUGCGCUUUUGUACUAACCCAGUUAGCUUUUCCAUCUUAAAUUUAGACCCAACUUUUAAUCUUGGAAAUUUCAACCUGACAGUAACAACAUACCGCAACACAAUGCUCAUCGACAAGAAGAGAGGAAAACAUCCAGUGUUUUUGGGGCCAUUAUUUAUACAUCAGAAGAAGACAUUCGACUGCUACAACUACUUUGUCUCAAAGAUGAUUGGUCUGAAUCCAGCAAUACGAGAAAUCCUCUGUUCUGGAACAGAUGGCGAGGCUGCUUUAGUGUCUGCAAUUCAAAACAACUUGCCAUUUUCUUUACACUUGAGAUGUUUUAAGCAUUUUAAAAGUGAUUGCAAAGAGCAAUUAAAAAAGCUAAAUCUUCCAGAGGCUGUUAAGAAUGAAUUUCUUAGUGAAAUAUUUGGAAAGGCUGGUCAUGAAGGUAUGUUAAAAACGUGCUGACCACUCACCAGGUCCAUAAAAUGGCCUUUGCAUGUUAAACAGAGACAUGUUCUCUUGUAUAUUCCGGAUUUGACUGGACAUUAUGGUGCACGCCAUAACAUUUAACUCAUAAUAUUUUUGCUAAAGCAAGAAUGGUGCUUUGAGCAGCCCACUAUCAUUAACAUGCGUGAGAAAACAAUGGUAGAUUUGAAUGAGUAUAUUACACGGCGGCGCGAAGAUAUGACUUUUAUCUUCGAGUAGUGAAAACAAUAUUUUACAAACGAACGAACGCAGGGAGUAAAAUAUUGUUUUUAACACGAGAAGAUAAAAGUUUUAUCUUCAAGCCACCGUGUAAUGUUCUGUGUAUUAUAUAAUCCCAAGCAAAAAAUUGUGAAAUUUCACGCUCAAAAGCAAAUUGGAAAAAGUCACGUGAUCGAUAUUUUCACUAGUGAAGAUAUGGAAAAUAUCUCGCUGUGUAUUUUUCAGUAUCUCACUCUCUACUAUAUAAUAAUAGGCUUACUUGAUGCUACUGGAGAAGAUGAUUUUGAAGCCAAAUUGAAAAACUUGGAAGAAAAGUGGAACGAAAGAGAAAUAGUAUGCAUUCCACCUGGUCAGAAUCCAAAGUUUUACAGUUACAUCAAAGCGAGGGUAUGAAAUUUGAUAGUAUAUAGUAUACAAACGGGAACAUGUACAACUUAUAUACUAGUCUGUAAUUAUUGUGCUUUACACAAAUUCAUAACUGUCUGUCUAUAUCGGUUUGUACGUGGCUGUCGUUCUGCCUAUAUCAUCAACAACCUUUUUGUAAUAGAACUGCAAGUUAUACCUGUGUUUUUUUAAUCGUCUUUUUAUUAUAUAUUUUCGAUAUGUUUAGUCUGAGAUGAUAUGCAGCAGCAUGAUUGCAUCUGUAAGAAGAAAUGCUGGCCUCGGAGAUCCUCCUGAUGCUUUCUACACCAAUGAUGUUGAGAGUGAGAACUGCAUCAUUAAGAGGGAAGUAGAGUUUAAAAAGUCUGAUAUCCCAAGCUUUGUUCAAAAAAUGCACAAUCUUGAGCAAAAACAGGCGAAAGAUGCAGAAAGUGCAUUGUUUGAGCAUGGCCCAUACUCUUUAGCACCUGCAUACAAGUCUCUACGAAUUGAGCAGCACAAGUGGUUCAAGUUGAAUGCAAAGCAGCGAGAAAGCUUUAUCAAAAAAUUUUGGCAUACACAAGUGAAUGAUGGAAAUCAAUUUCAACACGAAGUAUUGGAUGUGGAGCAGAUAUUCGACGGUACAACAGAAGAUGUACAGUACAGUUCACCUGCCACCCAAGAAGAUCCGGAUCCGUCCGCGGUGUUCACUCCCACAUCAACUUCCGCGUUGUCAAUGACGACAAGUGAUUAUCAAAUCCCCGGUAUUCCUGCAAUGCAAAUGCAUGGAAUGCUUCAAAAGGCUGAGCGCCUUCUCUGUGAUCCUGGGUCAAUUAUUGCUGCACCAAGUAAUACACCAAAUUCCUUUUGUGUUCGUAGUGAAUCCAACAAGAAGUCACACUUUGUCUACCAGUUAGAGUCAAGUGGGAAAACUAUUUGCGAAGACUGUCCACAAUGGAUUAGCUCCUCAAUAUGCGCCCAUUCUGUUGCAGUUGCGGAAAAGUGUGGAAAUUUGAAAAAAAUUAUUACUUGGAGAAAGGCAUAA